AUGGCAGAAAACAGUCAGGACUGGAAGCGCGAGGAUGAGGAUGAAGGCGACCAAGAGAUUGACGAGACGAGCUACAAGGCACAGAAAGAUGCCAUUAUACUGGCCAUUGAAGUCAGUGAAUCCAUGCUGAGGCAGCCCCCGCCAUCGGAUUCCAAGAAGGCAGAUCAAGAUAGUGCCCUCGAAGCAGCCCUGAAAUGUGCCUACCAUCUGAUGGAGCAACGCAUCAUUUCUAAUCCAAAGGACAUGAUGGGCAUUCUGUUAUUUGGGACUCAAAAGACCAAAUUUCAGAAAGACGAAAAUGGGCGCAGUAGCUUGGGGUAUCCCAAUUGCUAUCUUUUCACGGAUCUUGAUGUCCCCGCGGCAGAAGAUGUCAAGGUGCUCAAGGGUCUUGUUGAGGAUGGGGAGGAUGAUGACGAAGUGCUGCGGCCAUCAGGCGAAGCAGCCAUCAUGUCGAAUGUGCUCUUCUGCGCAAACCAGAUAUUUACGACAAAGGCUGCCAACUUUGGAAGCCGCCGUCUGUUCAUCAUUACCGACAACGACAACCCUCACCCCGGAGACAAGGCAGCAAUGUCGGCAGCUGCUGUUCGAGCCAAGGAUCUCUACGACUUGGGGGUAACAAUUGACCUAUUUCCGAUUACGAGGGGAGAAUCCAAGUUUGACUUGUCGAAAUUCUACGAUGACAUCGUGUACCGCGACCCAAUCGCAGAGGCCAAUAGCAGGGCUGUACCAAUUUCAAAGUCGGGUGAUGGCCUGUCUCUGCUUGGCUCCUUGACGUCAAACAUCAAUUCAAAGCAGACUCCCAAGCGAGCGUUGUUCUCAAACCUGCCUUUUGAGAUUGCGCCUGGACUGCGAAUAUCAGUCAAGGGAUACAAUAUUCUUCAUCGACAGACGCCAGCCAGGACGUGUUACAUUUGGCUAGACGGGGAGAAGCCCCAGAUUGCCAGUGGCGAAACCACCAGGUUGGCGGAGGACAGCACGAGAACUGUUGAGAAGGGAGAGAUGAAGAAGGCCUACAAGUUUGGUGGCGAAUACGUCUACUUUACACCUGAUGAGCAAAAGUCGCUUAAAGAUUUCGGGUCGCCUGUCAUUCGUAUCAUCGGUUUCAAGCCUCGCAAGCUGCUACCGUUAUGGGCCAGUGUCAAAAAAUCGACCUUUAUCUUUCCCAGCGAGGAAGACUAUGUUGGCUCAACGCGGGUAUUUACCGCGUUGUGGCAAAAGCUGAUCAAGGACGACAAGGUUGGCAUCGCUUGGUGUGUCGUGCGAAGCAAUGCACAGCCAAUACUAGCUGCCAUCAUUCCAUCUAAGGAACGGUCUGAUGACGACUCAGGGACUCCGUACUUGCCAGCUGGACUCUGGAUAUACCCACUCCCCUUUGCAGACGACCUGCGAGAGAUUAAGCCGCCGAACGAGGUCUCGCAAAGUUCUGAUGAGCUGAAGACGCAGAUGAGGACUAUUGUACAGCAACUGCAGCUCCCCAAGGCCAUGUACAAUCCGUUGAAAUACCCCAACCCUGCACUCCAGUGGCAUUACAAGAUUCUCAAGGCUCUUGCUCUCGAAGAGGAGGUACCGGAGACGGCAGACGAUGCUACGGAGCCCAAGUACAAGGCUAUCAGUAAGCGAGCUGGUGGUUACUUGGAGGAGUGGUCGGGCAAGCUGGAAGAUGAUGCAGGGACGGUUGUCACAGCCAAGGGGCUUAAGCGUGAAGCUGACGAUGAAGGUAGUGACCGUCCGACAAAGCAAAGGCGUGGCGUGUCUGGGCAAGCGAACCCGUCGUCCAUGUCGAUGAUCGAACUUAAAGAAGCUAUAGAAAGUGGAGGAAUCAUGAAGAUGACGGUUGCACAGUUGAGAGAUGUGGCUGGCUCCAAAGGAAUCAGCACGACGGGGAAGAAGGCAGAGAUUGCGGAGAGAAUAGAGCAGUGGGUAGACGACAACUCCUGA
Messenger RNA from Pochonia chlamydosporia 170, 1938 nucleotides. RefSeq names its product DSB repair complex subunit Ku70. The transcript is spliced from 3 exons. Gene Ontology annotation, biological process: cellular response to X-ray; telomere maintenance; double-strand break repair via nonhomologous end joining. NCBI's taxonomy places the organism in Eukaryota, Fungi, Ascomycota, Sordariomycetes, Hypocreales, Clavicipitaceae. The coding region runs from base 1 to 1938 and encodes 645 amino acids. Gene Ontology annotation, cellular component: Ku70:Ku80 complex; nucleus. The record is from RefSeq and is a predicted model, not a curated record. Gene Ontology annotation, molecular function: DNA helicase activity; telomeric repeat DNA binding; double-stranded DNA binding.